Molecule: messenger RNA, 3031 nt
Organism: Seriola dumerili (greater amberjack)
Lineage: Eukaryota; Metazoa; Chordata; Actinopteri; Carangiformes; Carangidae
Product: GTPase IMAP family member 8-like
Exons: 4
Coding region: 276-2774 (832 amino acids)
Molecular function (GO): GTP binding
Source: RefSeq, a predicted model, not a curated record
UUCAGGACCGACAUGUUAGGUUGAGUAGGAGAUAGUUUUGUUUCCCUGUUGAAUUUAUCAUCAAGAUUUGUCUUCUACAUAUUUAGGCAACUUUUAAACUUCUUAAGAUUCAUCUGAACUUGAGGAAAAUACCGAUUUAAAACUUUUAAAAGUCGCGAAUUUUACUUUCACUUUUAUCGUUGGAGCCGAUGGCGCAGAAAGAAUCAGCUGCAUUUUGAAAACCAAAUGUUGGUCUCCAGCUGAGCUUCUUCUGGUGUUUCCAGCACAGUGACAAUAUGGCCGCUGCUGCAACAUCUGAGGAAGUGAGGGAGAGACCUCUGAGCCACAGCAGCAGCAUCCCAUGGCUUCCCCCUUACAUGUCUGAGCUGAGGGUUGUUCUGCUGGGGAACAGCUGGUCUGAGAGGAGUUCAGUGGGGAACUUCAUACUGGGAGAGACUGCGUUCAACACUGAGGAAGAACCAGACUGCUGUCAGAGAUUCACAGGACAUUUGAAGAAGAAAGAAAUAGUUCUCAUCAACACCCCAGAUCUGCUGCAUUACAACAUCUCUGAACACAAACUGACAGAACAUGUGGAAAGCAUUGUGAGUCUCUCUGCUCCUGGACCUCAUGUGUUCCUGCUGGUUCUACAGCCUGAAGACUUCACUGAGGAACAGAAACUGAAGCUCUGCAGAGUCCUGAAACUCUUCAGUGUUAAAUCAUUUGAUCGAUCACUGGUUCUGAUAUCAACACCCAGAGAAGAGAGUUCAGGUGGAAACUACAUGAACCAUCCACCCUUGAAGGACAUGAUCAAAACAUGUAGGUACAGAUACUUGUGGCAGAAGAACCUUGAACUUUCAGAGCUGUUAACACGCUUGGGUCAAACUGCAAAGGAAAACAAUGGAGAUCAUCUGAGCUGUGAUGUGUUUGAGGAUGAGGAUCCAGGUUUAACCAUGACACCGAAGUCUGAACACAUGAAACCAGCUUUAAACCUGGUUCUGUGUGGGAGGAGAGGAGCAGGGAAGACUUCAGCAGCCGAGGCCAUUUUAGGUCAGACAGAGCUUCAUUCAGUCUCCAGCUCAUCAGAGUGUGUUAAACAUCAGGGAGAGGUGAGAGGACGUCAGGUUUCCCUGGUGGAGCUCCCUGCCUUGUAUGGAAAACCUCUGGAGGAAUCACUCAGGUGUAUCUCCCUCUGUGAUCCUGAGGGCGUCCAUGCCUUCAUCCUGGUCCUACCUGUGGGUCCCCUCACUGAUGAAGACAAGAAAGAGUUAGAGACCAUCCAGAACUCAUUCAGCUCUCAAAUCAAUGAAUUCACCAUGAUUCUGUUCACUGUGGAGUCAGAUCCUGCAGCUCCAGCUGUUGUUGGCUUUAUAAGAAAGAGCAGAGACAUCCAGGAGCUGCUUCAGAGCUGUGGAGGAAGAUCUGUUGUUGUCAACAUCAAGAACAAACAGCAGAUCUCUGAGCUGUUGGAGGCUGUGGACAAGAUGAGAGUUGAAGGAUCCAGGUGCUUCACAAAGGACAUGUUCACCAAGGCUCAGAUGGAGAAGGUUACACAACUCAAAGCUGAACUUCAGGGUGUCAGACAGAGGAGUGGGAUGGGAGGUGAUGAUGAGAGGCAGAGCAGAGAGCCUCUCAGGAUGGUGCUGAUUGGGAAGACUGGCAGUGGGAAGAGUGCAACAGCAAACACCAUUCUGGGCAAAAAGCAGUUCAAACCCAGAAUCGUCCCAAAACCACCGACCACGUCUUGUGAAACAGCAACUGGAGAGAUUGAUGGACGGCCUGUUGUUGUGGUCAACACCCCCGGCUUGUUUGAUACAACUCUCUCUGAUGAUCAAAUGAAACAGGAGCUUCAGAGAUGCUUCAGCAUGUUGGCUCCUGGACCUCAUGUGUUCUUACUGGUUCUGCAGAUCGGGAACUUCACGCCAGAGGAGAAAGAGUCUGUGGAACUGAUCAAGAGGGUUUUUGGCCAAAAGUCUGGAGAUUUCAUCAUCAUUAUAUUCACCAGAGGAGAUGAACUGGACGAUCAGCCAUUUGAGAGUUACCUUCAAGAUUGUGACGACUUUGUCAAACAACUAAUAAACGACUGUGGAGGAAGAUAUCAGGUCUUUAAUAACAAAGAUGAAUCAAACCGCACACAAGUCCAGGAGCUGCUGACCAAGAUCGAAACCAUGGUAACGCUAAAUGGUGGCAGCUGCUACAACGCUGAGAUGUUUGAUGACACAGAGCAAUCCACAAAAAUACAAGUGGAGAGGAUGAGGAAAGAGAAGGAAGAAGAGAUGAAGGAGAUGAAGAGAAAUCAUGAGGAAGAAGUGAAAAAACUGAAAAGGAAAGUCAGUGAUCAGAGAGAAGAAAUUGAACAGGAGAGAAAACUAAGAUCAAAACAGCUGAAGGACAAAGAAAAAUGCAUCAACAAAGAGCGCGAGGAGAGAAAGAAAGAACGAGAGGAAUACGAAAACAGACGGAAAAAACAAGAAGAAACUCUACGACAGGAUUGGAAAAGAAAACUGGAAGCUUCAGAGAAAAGAGUUCAGUCAGAAAGAGAGCAAAAGGAAACUGCUGAGAGGAAACUGGAGCAGAGUAGAAAAGACAUGAAGAGAGAUCGAGAGGUCUGGGAUAAGGAAAAAAAGGACAUGUGGGAACGAAUGAAUCAGGACCUAAAACAGAACCUGGAGGAGGAGAAAACAAGCUUCAGAAAACUCCAAGAUGAGUACCAUCAUAAGAGAAGAAAAUGGACAUAUUCUUUUUUUGGGCUGAUGUUGUCUUUAACAUUAGUAUUAUGUUAUGUAUUUCUGAAAUAGGCAUCGACACUUCAGAGCUCUGAGCCAAUAGAACUCAUGAAGAGUUUUACAACUCGGUAGUCAGGACAAAGACGAAUGCAUCAGCAAGCAGCAUUAGGAAAAGAAUUCAGAUCUAAAGUGGUUGUAAUUAUCUUACAAUGGUUGUAUUUUUUAAAAAUGUUUUGACUCAAUCACAGUGUAAGUGUGAAAUUGACUUGAGUAUGCAUGACAGUUUUUAAGAGUGCACCUUUGUUUCAAUGAGAUGUAACUUUGGCCAU